Molecule: messenger RNA, 1035 nt
Organism: Megachile rotundata (alfalfa leafcutting bee)
Lineage: Eukaryota; Metazoa; Arthropoda; Insecta; Hymenoptera; Megachilidae
Product: methylenetetrahydrofolate reductase (NADPH)
Biological process (GO): tetrahydrofolate interconversion
Cellular component (GO): cytosol
Molecular function (GO): methylenetetrahydrofolate reductase [NAD(P)H] activity; FAD binding
Source: RefSeq, a predicted model, not a curated record
AUAAUGGCAGAAUCAAUUCUGAAAGAUGAACAGCAGGAAAAAUUUACUGAAAAUAUACACGAACACGAUAAUGUUUCAAAUUAUUUCCGACUGAAAAAUACCGGAGACGAAAUCUGUAAUGUAAAAAAAAAGCUAAAAGCUUUAAUUGAUACAAAUACUACUUUUUGCAGUUUUGAAUUAUUAUCUGUAAAUAAUGAUGAAUUUUACCAGAGAUUUAUCGCAGAGAUGAGUAAAUAUCAACCUCUCUUUUACGCAUUAACAUCGCAUACGAAAGACAAAGGACAUUAUCAAUCCCCAAAGUUGAAUAAUAUAUUUUCAAAUAAUAUACUUAUCCAUCUUAUUGCUAACGAUUUGACUCGCACAGAUGUAACGAUUAUUCUAAAGGAAGCUUUAAAAUGUGGCAUAACCAAUGUUUUUGCGUUACGAGGAGACUCUAUAACUGUAAAUGGUGAUUUUCCGCAUGCCAUUGACUUGGUGCGGUUUAUAAAAAGUCAGUUUGAUGAUACAUUUUGUAUAUGUGUUGCUGGUUAUCCAGAUAUGCAUCCAGAAUCUCCAUCUAAAGAAUUGGAUUUAUUUUAUUUGAAAGAAAAAGUUAAUGCGGGUGCUGAUUUUAUAAUAACUCAAAUUUGCUUCGAAGCAAAUGUUUUUAUUAAGUUUGCCAAUGAUUGUAAAGAAUUUGGGAUCCAUGUCCCGAUUAUUCCUGGGAUUUUUCCGAUCCAUAACUAUUCGUGCCUUGAAAAAAUAGCAAAAGUUUGUAACGUUAAAAUACCGAAGAGUAUUUUAAAUUGUUUACAACCCAUUAAAGAUGACGACGACAAAGUACGUAAUUACGGAAUUGAAUUAUCAACGAACAUUAUUAAAGACAUUAUCGCAAGUGGGACUACGUAUGGCUUUCAUUUAUUCACAUUUAACAGAAUAUCAUUGUCAUCGGAAAUAUGCAAGAGACUGAAUAUUGCUCACCAAGUAUUUUAAGGUAGAGAAGGUUUAAACAACAAUGAAUAAAUAAAAUUUUCAUAAAAAAUGUUAAGAUACACU